CUUUCGUACGUGUGUGCCUUUGAUAUGAUUAAAGCGAAAUUCAAAGAUCAUAUUUUGUUAUCCAAGGUUCACUUGAUGUUUCAAAAAAAACAAGAUUUCUUUUUUGUUAAACAUGGUCACAUUAAAGAACGUGAAUUUAGUGAAUAUGGCAUAGGAACAAAAAAAAACUUCGUUAAAUGAUAGUUCAUCCCGCUAUGACCAAUGAAUUAGACAUACACAAAUCGAAUUAAGGAUCAACAGUUUUUCCUCUCUCUCUUCUCUCUUCUCCUUUCUCUCUUCUCUCUUCUCUCUUCUCUCUUUCAUUUCUUCCGUGAAGUCAUAACCCUAAAUCUACUCCGCCUCCGUUUCUCUGCUCUCUUCUUCUCUUCGCCUCAAGCUUCUCUGUCUCUCUCUGCCGAUAUGUUCGCCGUUCUGAGGCUUCACCAUUAUUGCGGAUCUGUUGGUUCUGUUCUUGGAAGUGCGGCGAGGCUUGGAUACUCGCGGGAAUAAGGUUUUCUCGGUCGGGGGUAAUGGCCUGGGGUCAAGAUCUUUGCGUCGAUUGUGAGACUCUCUCUCUUCUACGCCAUCCAUCCUCCUUCUCGCUUGGGGUGUGAGCUGCUCGUGGGCCUGUUCCGGUGUGACGCUUCGAGGUUCUGGUUUGAGGGAACGUUUCUUCGACCGUGCCUCUUGUUUCUCGUUUGGUUCUUUUAGGUCUGUCGGUGGCUCCACGGUGGUCCGUCUGGUGAAGACAUCAUCUACGACAGAGCAGAUCUACGUCCGCUUCUCCUGCGUGAAGGCACGUGGGACUAAGGAUCUGUGGCUUUGUCAUCCUGGGUCUUCCAUUCUGUGGCGGCGAGUGCAGUUCUGGCCUGCUUCAGGGGCCUGAUCCAAGGCAUGCUUCUGACUGCUCUUUCGUGGAGUGAUGCAGACUAUGUCUGUUUGUUUAGUUUCCGGUGCGGUGGUUUGGCACUUCUCAACGGUUCCUCUUUCAUGAUUAAUGGCUCCGCUUUGUCUUGUGGGUGUGCUUGACCUCGGGUUUUACUGUGUGUCUGGGUUGCUGCAGAUUAGGAGGUCGUCUACAAGUAGUUCUUGGUUCAAACAUAUCCUUAAGAGCGGAUCAUCGGGCAUACCAACUUCUACUGGGUUCUGUCUCUCGUAUUCACUGGGUUCCUCCUUUUGCAGCAAGUAGGUUGUUCCAAUUAGUCGAGGCGUCCAGUUAGCAGUAUUCUUGUUGCGACGGUACCUAUUUUUCCUCGGCUGAGUCUCUGUUUAGAUUGCAUUUAAAUUCCAUCUGCCUCUUGUUUUCUAUGUACUUCUGUCACAAAUUUAAAAUUUGGUAAUUAUAUCUUAACAUUUUUACCAAAAACAAAGUUUGAAUUCUUACUGUUACUGAGCGAGUUCGCCCUAGAGAAAAUAUAACUACGCUGCCGCCACUCUCACCCCUCGACGCCUCACCUCACCGGCAUCGGGCCCUUCGUUCUGUCUGCUUCUCACUAACGUUUUCACUCUUCGGCUUCGUCGUCCUCAACGCCUAGACUCAUUCUCUCGCCGUCUCUUAUGUAGCAGUUUCAUCGGGUAUAUUCGCCGUCAUCUUCUCUUCUCCUCUUCGGGUCGCCGUCGCCUCCCCCGUUCCUCUCCUCGUCACCACUCAUCCUCUCCGAACGAGCAGAAGCGACGAAACUCGCACCAGAUCUGCUCGCCGUCUCGUACCCGUUGCGCCUCUGUCUCGCCUCUUCCCCUACCCAGACUUCUCCGACGAACGCAGCCCCUCAACGCCUCCAACGUGUGAAGCUUAGUGUCUCGCAGGCAGUGGUUCCUCCAUCUCUGACGACUCUCCUAGUCAUGUUUUCAUCCUGUUCGAGUUAUGCUCUGUUGCAUAGCCAAAGCUUCUCUCUAGACUGAGGUCGUCCUUCUCUGUGAGCCAUAUAGUUGUGAGUUCCCAGAAGAUGAAUUUCAGAUCUGUGAACAUUGAUGAAUUUUAGCAUCAUUUCCAAACCAGUUCGACAAGGAACACUCAACUUGAUCUUGAAGUGUCAAAUCCAGCCUUAAGGGCUUUAUUUUCUCUGCAGUUGGUGAUUGAUGAGACUAGGGUUUUGUUUAGGGAGAGAAUCAUCUUCAAUUUGGUCACUUUCUGUUUCGCAACAAAUGGAAGCUUUGAGGACAGGUUUUUCGAUGUUAAAGUAUUUGUGGUAACAGAUUUUGGGGAUGUUCAGCUCUCACAACCGUCUCAAGCCGUCAUCCUCUCAGCCUUCCUCCGCAAAACAUCAUCACACCAGCAUGUCUCGCCUCAGAGCUUAUCUAUCCACCAUCUCCACCGCAAGCCACCCUAGCACCGGCUGCUCCAUUCCUGCGUCUACUUCUUGUUGUCUUUGAUUGUUUGAGGAAACUGAUGCCCGCCAUCAAUUUCAGAGAGCCCAAAACUGUCACGAUGACUCUCUUUUGUUCGGUAAUUGCAUCGUUUGAUCACCAACGAGUACUUUAGAACCGGAGUUUAUGGCUCAACUCUCCUUGACCAAGCUUUCUUUAUGGAGUAUAUGCCCCUUCUCUCCGACCACGCCUGCAGGCGUACCUCAACAUUCCGUACUUGUCCCAAGUAUGCACCUUGGUCUCGAGGUCUCCAACCUUGGUUGGCAUCCUCUGCUCAUAUGUUGUCCACAUUAUCAUCAAGCGGAAGCCUCUUAUCACCAGUGUUGGUUACUGCCAACCGUUUCCAAACCCUCUUGAUAGGGCCCCUCACUGUCGGUUCAUAUUUCGACUUCAGUAUGUUCUUGGGAACAUCAGUUUCAGGGUAUCUUCAAUCUCCUAACACUUCUAUCAUUCGUAUUGUUGUACUAGUUUUCGUUUAUUAUCUAGCCGUCGAAUUUACUUCCGGUUGUAACCAUGUAACCCUUUUGGAUGUUUAAGUUUAAUAUAAGAAUUCCGUGACAAAAAAAAAGAAAAAAAAUCAUAUGUUAUGUGCAAUUGUCACACGUUGAGUUAAGGGUUGAAAAGUGCAUAAUAUAUAUGUAUAUAUAUAUAUAUAUAUAUACUUAGUUAAUUAAGUAAUAACCUAAGUACAAAUCUAUUAAUUUGUCUAAUUAAUUUUUGUAUAUCUAGUUUUAUAAUUUAUCAAAAUAUUAUAAUUAAACACAAAAUCUAAAAUAUAUGUCCGAAAGUGGAGAACGCAUAGCAUUCUCUGGGCAUAUAAUAUAAAUUAUAAAAAUAUAUAUCAAUAUUCGUUGACGCCUAAUCAUUUUUCUAGUCGUUAGACCUCUUAUCAAUUUUUGAGCAUUAGUUUUUACUUCGGAUUGCACCAAAAAAGUAAAGCUAAUACAUAUGUACUACUAGAUUGUUAAUUUUUAGAAUGUAAUAUUUGGGAAUCCUAUAUUCCAUUCAUUUCACAAUUUUUAACCAUUUAUUAAGAAUGAAAUAGAAUGCUCAUUCCAUUAGUUCCACAAAAAAUAAAUAUAAUUCAAAAAAUCAUUCCGCUAAAAUUUGUUCAUAAAUAAAUAGAAUAAAUUUCAUUCAAUUUUCUUCAUGUUUCAUUCUUUUUUAUUUCAUCAAUUCCAUUUUAUUUUUACUAGUUACGGUCUAUUUUUCUCUCUUUCAUCCCAAUAAAAUCUCUCUCUCUCUCUCUCUCCACAUCCCAUCACAAUUUCCAUUUCCAUUUUGUGUUCUUGUAUAAAGAAUCCCACAAGAGUAAAAACUAUUCUCUUCUCUCUCUUUCUCUCUUCUCCAUGACUGAUCCUCAUUCCAAUUUCUUCACAAAUUGGUUCAAGUCCAUUCCUUUUCACCAUUACCCUAAUUUCUCCACUAACCCACCACCUCUUCCUCCUCCCUCUUCCUUCUUCUUCUUCCCUCACUCCGGUGACCUUUGCCGUCCACCACCACCACCAACCCCUCCCUCUUCCCCUCCUCUCCGUGAAGCCCUCCCUCUCCUCAGUCUCAGCCCCGCCAACAAACAACAAGACCACCAUGGUCAUCUAAUCCAAGAGCCAACUUCAACCUCCGUCGAUGUUGAUGACUACUAUCAUCAUCACCAUCAAGAUGAUCAUAAUCACGAUGACCAUGACCAUGACAUCACCGUUGCUCUUCACAUAGGCCUUCCAAGCCCUAGUACUCAAGAGAUGGCUUCUUUUCUCACGCUGUCCUCUUCCUCCUCUUCCUCAAGGACUACUCAUCAUCAUGAGAACAUGAACAACCAGAUAGAUCUCGACAACGACUACCAUCACGAAGGUGACGAUGAAGAUUCAGUUGGCGGAGACGGCGCAUGUAGAAUCAGCAGACUCAACAAGGGUCAAUAUUGGAUCCCUACACCUUCUCAGAUUCUUAUUGGCCCUACUCAGUUCUCUUGUCCUGUUUGCUUCAAGACCUUCAACAGAUACAACAACAUGCAGAUGCAUAUGUGGGGACAUGGAUCAGAAUACAGAAAAGGACCUGAAUCUUUAAGAGGAACGCAACCAACUGGAAUGCUGAGGCUUCCAUGCUACUGCUGCGCACCGGGCUGUCGUAACAACAUUGACCAUCCAAGGGCAAAGCCUCUAAAAGAUUUCAGAACACUUCAAACACAUUACAAGAGGAAGCAUGGAAUCAAACCCUUCAUGUGUAGGAAAUGUGGAAAGGCUUUCGCAGUCCGAGGGGACUGGAGAACACAUGAGAAGAAUUGUGGUAAGCUUUGGUAUUGCAUAUGUGGAUCUGAUUUCAAGCACAAGCGAUCUCUGAAAGAUCACAUCAAGGCGUUUGGAAAUGGCCAUGGAGCUUAUGGAAUUAAUGGAUUUGAUGAUGAAGAUGAGACUGCCUCUGAGGUAGAACAAUUAGACAAUGAUCAUGAGUCAAGGCGGUCCAAAUAGCGUAUAUAAAUUAGUUAAUACUUCGUAAUUCAGUAUAUAUAUUAAUUCUAAGAAUACCUAUAUCUAUGGAACAAGUUUUGAUGGGAGUAGGGCUUUUCUGAGUAAGAGCUAUAUCAUCUAAUUGAUCAUAGAUAAAAAGAAUGAAUCAUGAUCACUUGAAAUUUUUUUUUAAAAAAAUGUAUCUCUAGUUUGCUACUUAAGUUAUUAAAAGGCAAUGUAUAACUUUUUUUUUGAAUGAAUGAAAGAUUGUAUUCAUCAAAAAAAGUUACAUCUAGUACUUUUACUUUUGAGUUUGUGUAGGAUCUUUACAACUUAAAAUCGUGUGGAAAACAAAGUAGUGAGAACAACUUCAUAUCUUUUCACCCCUGUUUUCAUGGCAAUGUAUAACAAUGAA
Messenger RNA from Brassica napus (rape), 5202 nucleotides. RefSeq names its product zinc finger protein WIP2-like. The record is from RefSeq and is a predicted model, not a curated record. Gene Ontology annotation, cellular component: nucleus. The coding region runs from base 3696 to 4808 and encodes 370 amino acids. Lineage: Eukaryota; Viridiplantae; Streptophyta; Magnoliopsida; Brassicales; Brassicaceae. Gene Ontology annotation, molecular function: DNA-binding transcription factor activity. The transcript is spliced from 2 exons. Gene Ontology annotation, biological process: anatomical structure development; regulation of gene expression.